Labeo rohita (rohu) is the source of this 2183-nucleotide messenger RNA. RefSeq names its product EDAR-associated death domain (gene edaradd). Gene Ontology annotation, biological process: signal transduction. Bases 44 to 871 code for a protein of 275 amino acids. The transcript has 6 exons. The record is from RefSeq and is a predicted model, not a curated record. NCBI's taxonomy places the organism in Eukaryota, Metazoa, Chordata, Actinopteri, Cypriniformes, Cyprinidae. Gene Ontology annotation, molecular function: protein binding.
GUUACUCGAACACUGUUCUCCCAUAGCUCUCGUCUAUAAGUCGAUGUCUGAUGUGCAGGAAAAGUUAGACCAGGUAGUUUUAAGCUUUUCCUGUAGGCUCUAUCUACCGGGACAACACGCGCUCACAGGUGAAAUAAACACCGGCGCCGUACGCAACAUACCCAUUCAGCCAUCGUGUAAAGGUUAUCAGCGAUCAUCUCCUAUGUGUGAAACAAUCGUAGUGAACAUGACGAGUUUGAAGGCGUUCACCGAGCCUUUUGGGAGAGUGGCUUCUGAACCGGUGGAGGACACUGAUCCCAGCAGCUUCAUUACGGAUAUGUCGCUGAAGUCAAAUUACCCUGUUCAGGUUACUGAUCCACAAGGUAUCAGAGAUCCUGUAACCCUACAGCUGAGCUCUGUGCCCCCUGGAUAUCUAUCAUCAGCGGUAGACAGGAUACGGCAGCCUGUGGAAAAUGACAGUAGUGAAUUUAUUCCAUCAUCUACUGUUUCAUCAGAUUUUGGUAAAGAGCAUAAGCCCUGUAAGGAGUGUUUAUGUUCCGCCCCUCCACCCAAAAUCAGUGACCUGAUGAACGACGAAGACCUUCUGUACACUCUAAGGCUGAAGCUGGAUCCGACCCACUGCACUGUUAAAAACUGGAAGAACUUUGCAAGCCGCUGGGGAAUGAGCUACGAUGAGCUCACGCUUCUAGAACAGCGCACACAUGGUCCCAUCUACCACAGUCCCACUCAAGAGUUCCUCCUGCGCUACAACCAGAAACCUGUCACAGAGCUCACCGCACUCUGCCAGCUUUACCAGCGCAUCGACGUACUACGAUUGCUCCAGAGGUGGAUGGAGAACGACUGGCCCUCGCGUUGGCAGCAGGCCCAUUAGCUGGGACUUCACAAUAACUGCACCUCAAAGGAUAGACAUGGUCAUAGAAACUGAAAUCCAUGACUGCAGGGAUGGACAGCAGGUCAGAACACACAUUACUGAACAGUGGCGGUAUAAAGACAGUGUUUACAAAGUUGUACACUGGACAUAGUUGAUUUUGGUUAACUUUUGGCUGAUCUCAUUGCUCUGAAUGCCACAGCUGUAUGAGCUAUGUGAUAGAAGGGUGAUUAACAAAUAUAUGCAGCGGCACCCCAGCACUUCAGGAGAAAACGGAAAAGCCGUUCAGGUGUGACUACUCAUUUAGAUUCUGACUGGAAAUUCUCGGUGGUUCCAGUCAUACAGUGUUUAAUUUAUUUUAAUGCAAACAGUCAUCAGUGUGCCUCUGUUGGUGGUCUUAUGAAGUGUCCUUAAAUUAGUAACAUAUAUGAUGUUGAGUCAUUGUGAUCAGUAUCUAAAUGACUUUUAAGACAGCUUCUCACCUUCAUUCUUGUCUGCAUUCUAGUAACAGGGUCAUUCUAGAAUUAAUCUCACAAAAACACAGUCUCCUUCUUUCAGCUGUGGUUCAGCUUCCUGUAAUUUCUCAUUGCUAGAAAUCCUGCAAAAAAGGCAUUUAUAUACUACAUUCUAAAAAAUGCUGGGUUAAAAACAAUCCAACUUGGGUUAUUUGGCAACCCAGUACUGGGUAAAUACUGGACAGAACACAUGCUGGGUUAUUUUGGUUAGGUUAAAUGUUUUUACCCAACAUGCUGGGUUGUUUUAUUUAAGUCAACUAUUGUUUAAAAAUUAUUAUAUUGCUGACUUAAAAUGAGCUGGAAAUUAAAAAUCACACAGAAUUAUAGAGGCAACAGCAAUAAUCAAAAGAUGAACAUUUAUUAGUAAACAAGAACAACGCAUGGACAAAAAUAAGACAAAUAGAAUUUAUUUUGAUUAAUACAGCAUAGUUUACAAUAUUACAAACAAACUUGUUCAGCAAGCAUUUUAGAAUAAACUUGGAACAUUUAAAAGUAGGAUUUAAAUGUAAGUGUAUUCAACCGUUCUCUGUAAUCGCUUUUCUCCGAAAUAGCAUUAAUUCUUGUGCUGUUGUGUCGGCGAAAUCUAAGAUGGGUAUGGGCUGUUGUUAUGAACCUCAGACCACUGCCUCACAUUUGAAAGAUGUAGCUGAAAGAUGUCGUAAAUGACUCCACAACCUGCCCAUUAAAAACAGUUUUAAGGUUAGAGAACGUAUAUUAACAUCAGAUUAAAUUAAAUUCAGUAUUAUAACGAAAAAAAAAAAAUUGUUCUACAAGGCAAAAGGCGUUUCCAUCGUGCAAAA